UGGCGAUCAGUCCCUGCUUGGCGUCGCUCGUAUAAGGAGGUACUCGCACUCUCCCGUUCGAAUCAAAUUCUACCAGACUUUAUCGUUACUUUGUGUUAAUAAUCUAGAGCAUAUUCUCUAUAUCGUGUGCGCGUGUUCUUGUGGUUGCAACAGGAUUAUCUUCGGUGGUGAAGUCGGAUUUAUGAGUUGGAUUUAUGUGUCAGCCCAAGUAAACAAUGAAUUUGUACGCAGUUUGACGGCGUGCAAAUUUGUUUAUGUUCGUGUUUGCCGCAUCGGUGCAGUUUCGAGAAUGGUGUGACGUGAAGCAAAACAUCAACAAGGGAAGAGGAUUCGGUGAAUGUCUCAAUCGAUGUCAUACGGGCGGUCGAGGGUUCAUUUAUCUUAAUAGAGAGUGAAGUGGUUGUUCAAACUGGUGUACUUCUGGUGUUUAUCGACGAUUCCGACCGGUGGUUUUGGUGUUUUGUGCUAUGCUGUCAGAUUGUGUUGAGUGAAUUGAUUGAAUAGAUCAGGCUAUUUUGUGUCAAGUGAUAAUUUCCGAAAAAGUGAUUGAUGGUAUGAAGCGUCCCUUAACGAGUGAGCAGUCCGUCAAAUCUGUCACCCGUUGGAUUAAUUGUCGCGUCGUCGUGUAGUGCCGUACGGUCUUCUGGAGCAGGAUUAAACGUUCUGGCUGUCGAAUUUGCAUCGUUUCUCGCUGCUGCGCAUCAAAAUGCAACUGCCCCCGUGGAGGACGGGCAGCACGAAGCAGCUUCUAUGAGGUGCCUUAAAAAGAAGAUGAGCCAGGUCUUCUCGCUGACCCAGAGAUACAAGCGGACACUUCAAGCAAUGGCGGCCGGCGUUUUUCUGAUCUAUAUGACACUGGUUCUGUACCAGAAUGUCUACGGCUACAGCAGCGGCAGUAAUGGACAGGAACUCCAGUACGGUACAGCAGAUCCAGCAGCAGUCGAACCUGAAAAUGUGAUAGCCAAACGGGAUAACAGUGUAAAUAGUGUCAACGGCAAUAGCCAUGUGAUCAAUAGUGUUAGUGGUGCAGUGCAAAGGCCCAGUUCGCCCGCUUCCUACCCGACACGGUUCGAUAAGGCCUACUACGACUAUCAGAAUGGGCAGCUGUCGGUGACGGGUACACCGAAGCCGCCUACGACCGAGCUGGACGAUCUGCUAAUCAGUGUCAAAACCACCAAGGGCUACCACGACACCCGGCUGGAGAUGAUCAUCAAAACGUGGUACCAGCUGGCGAAGGAACAGACGUGGUUUUUCACCGACACCAACGAUCAGCACUAUCAGAAGUUGACGAAUGGUCACAUGGUCAACACCAACUGCUCGCAGGGACACUUUCGUAAGGCGCUCUGCUGCAAGAUGGGCAAGGAGUACGAGUUCUUUCUCGACAGUGCCAAAAGAUGGUGGUGCCAUUUCGAUGACGACAACUACGUGAACGUGCCCCGGCUGGUGCGGCUACUGGACGAGUACAGCCCCACCCAAGACUGGUACCUGGGGAAGCCCAGCAUCUCCUCGCCGUUGGAGAUUUUUCUAGAUAAUACCAAGUCAUCGGCGGAGGUGAACAAAAAGGUCACCUUUUGGUUCGCUACUGGUGGAGCCGGAUUCUGCAUUAGCCGGGCGCUGGCACUGAAAAUGUUACCGAUAGCUAGCAGCGGCAAGUUCAUGGCCAUAGGCGAUAAGAUUCGCUUCCCCGAUGACGUCACCAUGGGUUUCAUCAUCGAGCACAUCCUGAAUGUUCCUUUAACCGUGGUGGAUGCGUUCCAUUCCCACCUAGAACCAAUGGAGUUCAUCCGACCGGAAACGUUUCACGAUCAGGUCUCCUUCAGCUACGCCCGGAUGAAGAACGAGUGGAACGUGGUCAAGGUGGACGGGUUCGAUCUGAAAACGGACCCGAAACGGAUCUACUCCCUGCACUGUCAUCUCUAUCCGUUCUUCAGUAUAUGUCCGAAAACGAUCAAACGAAGAUGAUGAGAACGACGGUAGCUACGCCACCGAGCAACCGCGGGGCCCUGGGUCCCCUCGCGGAACCGACCUCUGUACAGAUAGCGAUAGGGGAGCGCAAAACCAAAAUGUUUCGUCGUGUGUCACGGUCGUUUAUGAAACCACGCGACGCGGGGGAAAGAAUAGGAACGGCUUUCGUCCCGGUUCGGACGAAAACAAAACUACAUUCUGUCUGUGAUUAAACUAUUAAGUUUUAUGGUAAGAAUAAUGCGGAAAAGGGAAAGCGAAUUCAUUCGAAAAUCAUGUGAACAUGUGAAUAAGGGCCUACCUAAAAGUGUAGGUCAUCUAGUCUCACUUAAACUCGAACGUGUGUAUGAAAGAAUUAGGAAGACAGAUUAUUAACUGAAGAAAAUAAUAAAACUAGAUACGAGCAGUUGCACUGUCCUGUAACAAUAAGUGGUAGCUUGAAAAUCAAGUUCUUCCUGUUAGCUCUUAGGGAUGCAAAAACUACUGUGCAAAAGCUAAUGAAGUGUAAAUAGUAAUUCGAAAAAUAAGCGUACUAAAAUGGUCCUCGAAACGAUGUGCUCUAAUAGAAGUUAUAUGUGUAUAAAGUUAAUGCAGCAAUAAUCCUAGAAUCAACCUGUAAAUUUGACGACGAAAGUAGCAUUUUUGUUUUUAUAUUGUAUGCAACGAUUGAUUAUUGUUAACGUAAAGCGAAAUUGUGUUAAUAAACUAGUA
Molecule: messenger RNA, 2673 nt
Organism: Topomyia yanbarensis
Lineage: Eukaryota; Metazoa; Arthropoda; Insecta; Diptera; Culicidae
Product: fringe glycosyltransferase
Exons: 8
Coding region: 751-1962 (403 amino acids)
Biological process (GO): regulation of Notch signaling pathway
Cellular component (GO): membrane
Molecular function (GO): O-fucosylpeptide 3-beta-N-acetylglucosaminyltransferase activity
Source: RefSeq, a predicted model, not a curated record